AGCUCUUUCUUCCCAGUUUUGCGUUACAGCGACAACUGCUUGGGAAGCCUCGAAGGACAUUGUCGACAGUUGUCAGUAACAUUCGUUAAUCGGUUUUGUAAGAACCUCAUGCUGUUAUUUGAAGUUUGGUUGUGUGUCUUUCUCAAUUUCAACUGGAAUCUACAACGAAGACAAUUAUCAUCAUCGACCGAAUCAUUGGCCUAGCAGCAGUUGCCAGUUAGUUGGGGCAGAACUAACGCUUUUCGAAAAUGAAAGUGACCGUCAGAACUCUUGACUCAAAAAGCACAACUUUUGAAGUUGAUGAAAAGGCCACAGUGAAAGACUUCAAGGAAAAAAUUGCACCUGAACUUGGAAUUUCUGCUGAAAGGCAAAGGGUUAUUUUCAAAGGGAAAGUACUCCACAAUGAAAAGCUCCUAAAGGAAUACAAUGUUGAUGGAUGUGUUGUACAUUUGGUUGAAAGGCCCCCUCCGAUGUCAGGUGAUUCAUCAACCGCUGAAGCAAGGCCUACGAAUAGCUCAAACAGAAGACCACAAAAUGGUGGACAGUCAAAUGUCUUUAUUGGGGCUUUUCAAGGUGGAAGGGAUGAAAUGGGCAAUGCCACGUCGAUGGGUGAUUUCUACUUGCCCCAAAUUGUUGAAAGCUUGAUGUCUUCGUUUGGAGGCGGUGAUGGAGCAGCCACGGUGUCUACAACUUCAGUGGGCGAUGCAACCGCUGUUAAUGUUCAGAUCAACAUGCAUUCGGAUGGCCAGCACACACACACAACAGAUGCCCAGAUGAGACUAAGGCAUGCACAGAAUUUCAUCAGAACUGCACAAAGCCGCAUUGAUGCACUUGAAACGGCAGCGUCGUCUAGCAUGGAGAUUGAUCAAGACCCAGCAGUGCAGCCUGGAACAAAUGAACCUGGAAGCGAUAGUCAGUUCAACCUUACGAAUUCGCCACAGUCAUUUUCAAGGGUGAUUCGUAAUUUCCAGAAUUUGUAUCAACGUUUGGAACCAUCACUGAGUCGCUACAGAGAACUGCUUGAAAACCCUGCUUCAGAGAUGCGACGAACAUCAGAUGAUGUAUUACCUGAUGGAAUAGCAGAGAUUCUUCACAACAUGAGCCACGCACUCCAUGCUUUAUCUGACGUCACUUUCAACUUCCAGUCCCCAGACCCUCAGAGGCUAAGCUGUUUGCCACGGAUGAACCCCGUUUCUGUUCCGCCUCCUUCACAUUCUCAUCCACCAAGAUCAAAUGCUCCCCCGUCAAGCUCAAAUGCUCCCCCGUCAAGCUCAAAUGCUCCCCCGUCAAGUUCAAGUACUCAACCGCCGAAUUCAAAUACUCAAACUGAAUCGACCGCAGCAACAACAUCUUCUGGUCCUAGGAAUGGUGGCCAGCCAUUCGUUCAGUUCAGUUCUUUUGUCCAGAAUCUCGGUCAGCAAAGUGGGUUGGGUAAUGUGUCAAGUUCGAAUGCACAAAGUCAACCAAGCAGACCCAUCAUAACACCUCAGGUAGUCCGGCCUAUUGGUGUUUCGGCCACAGUCAUACAGAUUCCAACGCAUCUUCGCACUGUACGGACUGCCGCCUCGCAGCAGCAUUCAAGUGUCUCAAUGGGAACUACUACAGCCACGCCAAAUGUUUCAUCGACUCCGUCCGCACGUACAUCGACCGGGACUACUUUUUCUUCCGGCUCCUUUUCAUCUGGGUCAUUUUCGCCAAUGGAUUUUGCAAGCAUGUUUAGUGCAGCGACCAGCCAGGCAUCACAUUCAACGUCAACUUCAUCAACACAGACUAGACCUAACCCUUCCCAGCGACCAAUGGCCACACCUCAUCUUCCCAGGUUGCCAUUUGGUCUUGACGCUUUUAACUCAAACUCGGUCAUUGGCCAUCCUGAUCCAGCUGUCCCAUGCCAGUCGUUUCACUUCGGUCCUCGGUUUCAACAAGGCGGUGAAGCUACAGGCAGGCCACAGAUCGUUGCUGAACUAAGUAGUGUCGUUAUUGAACACAUUCACAAUGGAAUGCCUACAAAUGCCCCUGCAACAAGCGCGGCUUCUACAACUUCUACUCCAGCUUCUGCUGGCAACAGAGGAGGUCAGGCAUCGUCUGUAUUUCAUGGAAUGACGUCAGCACAGCCAUCAAGCCGCACUUCGGGUCAAGUACCAAGCAAUCAGAGCCAGCCUUCUCAACAACAAACGCAACAAUCAGAUGAUGCAGCGUUUGGGCCUCGGAUUUAUGAAGUUGUGCAACGUGCUAUUAUGAAUGCUCUAAUGGGGCAAAGCCAAGACAGGCGAAAUGGCCCCACAAUAAGAGAUCUUAUUGGCGAAGAAUUUCGAGAUUUACAGAGUUCGGAUGAAAGCCAGUCAAGUGAUUUCAUCUCACAGCUGUUAGACCACUUGUCAGAUCACAUGACUGUUGAUGACAUCAUAGAGCUUGCUGCCGGCUCGUCAUUGCGUCCAUUAAGACGGCUGGCCCCUCACAUAAGACAAUUCAUAGAAACGAGAUUCAAUAGCGGAGAACCACUCACGCGGAGCAAUGUCCCGCGAGUUGUAGACACAAUCAUGGGAAGUGGCCUACGCAUUACGACAGAAGCUGUGGCGACUCUUACUGUUCGACCCGACAUUGAUCUGGAAGCCACAAUAUUUCGACUGGAUAAAGAGGUUCUAAAUGAUGCUCUGAUUUCACUGUUAGAUUAUGAUAGAGGAGAUUUCCCGGAUGAGUUUGCCAACCUUUUCUACCGAUACCUGGCUAUAUCUAUUGCUGUACUUGACAACUGUGUCGAAGGCAACGCUGAAGCGUACAUAAAUGCUGUUGCCGGAUCUGAACGGCUUCUAACAACAAUGAGGAUGCUGAACUCGGUCAACCCGGAAAUGAGAAACUUUUGCAUUGACUUCAUGAUUAGCAAACUAAGAAGCGCCGCAGCAAAUGCCCCUCGCGUUACGGAGGAGGAAGUCCGAAGGCGUUGUAUUAAGAAGGUGGACAAAAACAAAGAAGCAUCAUCCAGCGUAUCUGACACUUUACCGCGCGCUUCUGGCCCUGUGGACGAGAAAAUGGAUGUAGAAAAGAGAUGGAAUGAGCUUUAUGGAAAUCGCAACGCAGAUUCAAGUGAUGACGAAGGCGACGCAUCAACUUCUCAACCUCACGAAUGGCAUAGACACGUUCCGCCGGAGUGGAUUGCUGUUAUAACAAAAGAUGCCAAAAGGCAAAGAUCUAAGACGCCCCAGAGACCGUUUAGCGAUGCCUAUUGCAGCGGCCUUCCUGCAAAAAGAAGGAAGGCUGUUAAACCGGAUGAAGAUAGUCAAAUCGACUUCAAUGUUGCCCUGCAGAAUUCAAUCAAAUCAGCUAAAGUUGAACCCAAAACAAGUCUUUCUGAUCUAUCAAAAGAUUUAGAUAGUGAAGAACUUCGGGCUUCAUUCCAAGAGACUCUAAGAAAAGAUACGCGGAAGCGACUUGAAAAAGAUCCAGAUUACAAACCAGAAAAAUUCCCAAAUAGCGAUGAGUACUUUUUCCCUGAUAAGUAAUUACUUUUAUAGUUUUAAAUUCUGUGACACUUAAUCUACGGUAAUUUAACCUGGCCUAAGAUAAUUCAAGUCAGCUAAAGUUUUUGUAAAUUGUUUGGUCAGAUUCUUUAAGUAAGCUUUCAAACAG
Rhopilema esculentum is the source of this 3624-nucleotide messenger RNA. RefSeq names its product large proline-rich protein BAG6. Lineage: Eukaryota; Metazoa; Cnidaria; Scyphozoa; Rhizostomeae; Rhizostomatidae. Gene Ontology annotation, cellular component: BAT3 complex. The record is from RefSeq and is a predicted model, not a curated record. Gene Ontology annotation, molecular function: misfolded protein binding; polyubiquitin modification-dependent protein binding. Gene Ontology annotation, biological process: ERAD pathway.